CCUCCACCUCCAGCGUCGCCGCCUACAGCCUUAGCGCUAGCGCUGCAAAGAGCAACCCCCAACUCCAGGCGCACUUCAAUAGCUUGCGGAAGAGUGCAGUUCGUCGCGAACUCGGGGAUCACCACUCAGACAGAGGAGAAGGUCAGCAUCUUGGACCAUGCUGCCAACACGUUUCCCUAGCCGCGGUGCCGACAACGGUGCGGGGCUGGAGACCCUGCUGCCAGCAGCUUCCCGCGCCGUGCUGUCGGAGUUCAUAGGCACCGCCGUGUUCGUCUUCGCCGCCGAAGGCUCCGUCUACGGCCUCUGGAAGAUGUACAAGGACACGGGCACGCUGGGGGGCCUGCUCGUGGUGGCGGUGGCGCACGCGCUCGCCCUGGCCGCGGCGGUGGCGCUGGCGAGCGACGCCUCGGGCGGGCACGUCAACCCGGCCGUCACCUUCGGCGUGCUCGUCGGCAGGCGCAUCUCCUUUGCGCGCGCCGUGCUCUACUGGGCGGCGCAGCUUCUCGGCGCGGUGCUCGCCGCCGCUCUCCUCAGGAUCAUCUCCGGCGGCGUGCGCCCCAUGGGGUUCAUGCUCGGCCACGGCAUCCACGAGCGGCACGCCCUGCUGCUCGAGGUCGUCAUGACGUUCGGGCUCAUGUACACCGUGUACGCCACGACCGUCGACCGGAACCGUGGCGGCAACGUCGGCGCCAUCGCGCCCAUCGCCAUCGGCUUCGUCCUGGGCGCCAACAUCCUCGCCGGCGGCCCCUUCGACGGCGCCGCGAUGAACCCGGCGCGGGCGUUCGGCCCGGCCCUCGUCGGCUGGACCUGGCGCCACCACUGGGUCUACUGGGUCGGGCCGCUGAUCGGCGCCGGGCUAGCCGGCGCACUGUACGAGUUUGUGAUGGCUGAACAACCCGAGGAGCCGGCGGCUGCGGCCACGCGUGGGCUGCCCGUGCCCGCCGAGGAUUACUGAGCUGCGCUCUGCAUCUGCUGUAACUAAUUAGCACCUGCAGUACAUAUUACGGAAAACGGAAAUAAAUUCAAAUAAAGAAGAGAGAGGGAGUCAGAGUCCGAUUCCAAGCCGGUUAGUAAUGGCACUUCGUGUUGGGGUUCAUCACGGUGUGGUGUGAUACUGUGAUAACGACAUACCGUGCGGGCAAGUAGAUAUAAUGCCAGCCU
Molecule: messenger RNA, 1161 nt
Organism: Triticum dicoccoides
Lineage: Eukaryota; Viridiplantae; Streptophyta; Magnoliopsida; Poales; Poaceae
Product: probable aquaporin TIP3-2
Exons: 3
Coding region: 158-955 (265 amino acids)
Biological process (GO): transmembrane transport; water transport
Cellular component (GO): plant-type vacuole membrane
Molecular function (GO): water channel activity
Source: RefSeq, a predicted model, not a curated record